Molecule: messenger RNA, 1791 nt
Organism: Nerophis lumbriciformis (worm pipefish)
Lineage: Eukaryota; Metazoa; Chordata; Actinopteri; Syngnathiformes; Syngnathidae
Source: RefSeq, a predicted model, not a curated record
AUGUCCAAACUGUCAGGCAGUUAUGUCACGAGGUGCGCCGAGCCUUCGAAGCGUGUGUCGAGUAAUGAAGGGACUUUUCUGCGAAGCGCGUACCGGGGCUCACUUCAUUUAGGGGGAGGUUCAGAGAAUGAUGACGUCCGAAGCCUCCCUGCCCAGCCGUACCACGUGAUUGCUUCAGGCAGUGCUUCAGAUUUGCUGCGCGGUUUGACAGCUCGCUACAGUCUAUCAACACCUCUGGCUGCAUUUAGAAUGCGGGUGUUUGAAGGAGAGUUGCGAACAGAUCUAUAUGUCAGCCAAGCCCAUCAUCCUGAGCACCACGUGUCUGCAUGCAUCAAAGAGGAGGAAGAGGAAGAGUCACCAUACAUUAAGCAAGAGGAGGACUACGUACCCAUUCAAGGUUUCAGCAAAUAUGUUUGUCCUGACGCUCAACAGCUAAAGAGAAAAGUACAACUUUCAAUCAAAAAGGAGGAGGAGGUAGAGCUGCCAUACUUUAAAGAGGAGAACAAUAUUACCAUGUUGAUUUGUGAGCCCUUGAACAGCGAUGGUCCGAGUGAGGCCAGCAGAGGGACGGCGCCUCCAAGCAGCACCUCAACAGAAGGAUCGCAAGCACUCGUUUUCAUCGCACCAUCAGAUAGAAAUGGAGCCACAUCACACUCACCUUACAAAGAUGAUGGUCAGAAGAAAUCUCACUGUGAUGACGAGCUCUGCAAAUGCUCUCAGUGUGGGAAAACCUUUGCUAAUAACUAUACUUGUCAUAUGAAUAUGAGGAGCCACACUGGUGAAAAUCCUCUUGUCUGCUCAGUUUGUAGUCAAAAAAUCACACAGAAGAGCAACUUAGACGGACACCCAAGAACCCACACUGGUGAAAAACCUUUUUCCUGCUCAGUUUGUGGAAAAAGAUUUACUCAGAAGAGCGCCUUAAACACACACACAACAACCCACACUGGUGAAAAACCGUUUUCAUGCUCAGUUUGUGGUAAAAGAUUUGCUCAGAACCAAGACUUGAAAGUACACAUAAGAACCCACACUUGUGAAAAACCUUUUUGCUGCUCAGUUUGUGGCCAACGAUUCAGUCAAAAGAGCAGCUUCAACAGACACGCAAGAACCCACACUGGUGAAAGACCUUUUUCCUGCUCAGUUUGUGGUCAAAGAUUCAUUUGCAAGAGCAACCUAAACACACACACAAGAACACACACUGGUGAAAAACCUUUUUCCUGCUCAGCUUGUGGCCGAGGAUUCACUCAAAUUCAACACUUAAACAGACACAGAAGAACCCACACUGGCGAAAAACCUUUUUCCUGCUUAGUUUGUGGUCAAGGAUUCACUCAAAUUCAACACUUAAACAGCCACACAAGAACCCACACUGGUGAAAAACCCUUUUCUUGCUCAGUUUGUGGUCAAGGAUUCAGUCAUAAGAGUAACUUAAAAGUUCACACAAGAACCCACACUGGCGAAAAACCUUUUUCCUGCUCAGUUUGUAGUCAAGGAUUCACUCAAAUUCAACACUUAAACACACACAUAAGAACCCACACUGACGAAAAACCUUUUUCCUGCUCAGUUUGUGGUCGAGGAUUCACUCAAAUUCAACACUUAAACAGACACACAAGAACCCACACUGGCGAAAAACCUUUUUCCUGCUCAGUUUGUGGUCACGGAUUCAGUCAUAAGAGUGCCUUAAAAGUACACACAAGAACCCACACUGGCGAAAAACCUUUUUCCUGCUCAGUUUGUGGCCAAAGAUUCACUCAAAUUCACAACUUAAAAUUACACACAAGAACCCACACUGGUGAA